Molecule: messenger RNA, 480 nt
Organism: Rodentolepis nana
Lineage: Eukaryota; Metazoa; Platyhelminthes; Cestoda; Cyclophyllidea; Hymenolepididae
Source: the annotation of a GenBank genome assembly
UUGUCUCUAGCUGAAUGUCAAAUUCCAUCCUCGAUAAUUAACAGGCCUGGUGAACAUUUUAAGACGUACCUAAUCGACAGGAACCCUCACGAGCCUUACCGUUUGUGGAGGUAUGAUUGGAGAGGAUUUAGGAAGGAUGAUUGGCAUACAGCUCCAAAUGAUUGCUUAGAGAGGGUUGAAAAGAAAUUCUAUGAGCCAUUUUACAGAAGAAAUUAUCACGAAUUGAUUCCGCUGAAAGAGAUGUUUGAAGACUUUAAAAUAAACCAUCCGGAGAGACUUCUGAGAGAAUAUCUUUAUCGGGAUCCGAUGUUAGCCCUAAAACAAAAGCUCAGCCCGAAUGCCUGCUAUAGUCUUUGCAAUUAUGAAUAUAAACCCCCAUCGUCAAUGAAAAUAAGUGACAGGGAGAUUAAACGUAACGUGUUCAUAUCAAACAAUUAUGUCAAUUUUGAUGAUGGCUAUGCAGUUGAUUUUAAUCAUUAA